GCCUCGCGCUGCGCUCCCGAGCGCUCCCAAAAAGUUACCAAACACAAUUUCUCGCCGUCUCUCUCGCGCUCUCCUGCAACAAAUAACUGCACGAUGCGGCGAUGGAUUGAAAUAUGACAAUAAAGUUUUUUAAAAUAUUUGAAAAAGAGUAUAUUUACGCUGAUUUUGGAGACUGAUUUGUACACUUUACGACAAUAAGGAUAUGCGAGAGAGUUGGCGGAGGAUCAGAUGCCGUUUGGUGUGAUGAUGGCGGAACCCACGCGGCGCUCUCGGGCCGUCUCCAUGGAAACUGGAGGGUUGCCACUCGUCUCAACUUUUGCCCUACUUACUAUAGUAGCAGGGCAACUUCAGGGGUCAGGGUACAGCGAACAGGAGCCAGAAUUCCUGUCACCAUUGGAGAACUUGACAGUGGCCCAAGGCAGGGAUAUACAUUUCACAUGCACUGUCAACAAUCUAGGAACAUACAAGGUAGCCUGGAUAAAAUCGGACACAAAGACAAUACUGGCGAUUCACACGCACAUGGUGACUCUCAACCAGCGGCUGUCGGUGUCGCACAACGGCCACAACACCUGGAAGCUGUACAUUAACAGCGUGGAGCCCAAGGACUCCGGCACCUACAUGUGCCAGAUCAAUACCGACCCUAUGAUGAGUCAGAUGGGUCACCUCUCAGUGGUGAUUCCGCCGGACAUCGCCGAUGAAGAUGGGUCGCAGGCCAGCGCGCCUGAAGGUGGCUCUGUGGAGCUGAGGUGCACCGCUACUGGAGUACCAACUCCUACUAUAGCGUGGAGGAGGACGGAGGGCAGGAACAUUGUGUUCCGAGAGGAGAAGGAGAAAAUAGUGGACAACUACGUGGGCUCCAUACUGUCCCUGUCGAACCUGCAGCGGGCGGACAUGGGGACGUAUUUGUGCAUCGCGGCAAAUGGCGUCCCCCCUACCAAGAGUCGGCGCUACGAGGUCUCUGUACUAUUCGAGCCGUCAGUGCGGGUGGACAGUCCAGUGGUGCUGCGAUCCGUGGACAUGCAAGUCACGCUGCAGUGCUACGUGGAGGCCUCGCCCAAGUCGCUGAACACUUGGCAGCGAGGGAAGUCUCAAGCGAGUGGGAAGCUGCUGAACAGCUCCAAGUACAUAAUAUCGGAGCAGAGCUACAACGAGUACGCGCUGCGCAUGAACCUCACCAUCAACCGGCUGAAGAAGAGUGACUUUGGAGAGUACUCCUGCUCAGCCGUCAAUGGAUACGGCCGGGCUGAAGGCGUCGUUAUAUUGAAAGAAACGCCGCAAAGGACGACGACGACCACCACGACCACGACCACCACCACGACGACCACCCCGCGACCGACCACCACCGUCGCUGCGACCACGCGCCCGCCAAAACGCCAUCUCAAGAAGCAGUUCGAGAGGACUUACAACGCGCUCGACGCCGACCUUAGACAAGCUGAGCUCAAUAACGCUCUCAACCUUUACAACGUACAAUACGGCUCCACCAACAACUCGCAUAAUGAGUACGCGCAGCGGACCGAAAAACAAAAAGUACGCCCAUCGGGCCCGCCCCGCCAAUUUGUUCCAUACAACCGAGCCUCGACCACAGUUGACACGGUCGCGCUCACAAUCCUCGCUCUGCUCGCGGCGGCAUAAACACAUACAGAAUAGCAUAGGUAGUGAUGAAAUCAUGGCUGUUGAAUUUUGUAAGUACGUAUAUUGCGGUUGUUAAGUACCUAAGCUCUGUUGACGUUGGGCAGAUUAUUUAUAGCCUUAUAAUGACAAUAAAGAUCAAAAUUGAUAAUAAUAAGAAUUUGAAUUCCUGAAUCAUGUUAGAUUUAUUAAUUGGUAAUAUCAACAAUGU
This is a messenger RNA of Ostrinia furnacalis (Asian corn borer), 1840 nucleotides long. Its product is annotated as lachesin. Gene Ontology annotation, cellular component: neuron projection. Lineage: Eukaryota; Metazoa; Arthropoda; Insecta; Lepidoptera; Crambidae. The record is from RefSeq and is a predicted model, not a curated record. The transcript is spliced from 9 exons. The coding region runs from base 229 to 1632 and encodes 467 amino acids.